Molecule: messenger RNA, 4401 nt
Organism: Scatophagus argus
Lineage: Eukaryota; Metazoa; Chordata; Actinopteri; Scatophagidae
Product: serine protease HTRA1-like
Exons: 9
Coding region: 1917-3302 (461 amino acids)
Biological process (GO): positive regulation of apoptotic process; programmed cell death; proteolysis
Cellular component (GO): extracellular region
Molecular function (GO): serine-type endopeptidase activity; protein binding
Source: RefSeq, a predicted model, not a curated record
GAUGACGUGGAGGCAUCGCACAGAGCUAGUAAAGUUAGAGUUAGCGAAUGAUUUUCAUCUAUGCAUGAUGAGUUUUAUCUGUGGAUGAAACUAAAGCGCUGCCCACCAACAGGUGUAAUUCAGGAGAAAUACCAGUCUCCGACCCAUAAAUCGUUAUUCUCUGUUAACAAGUGUAGACAGUUAAUUAAGGCGUAUUAAAGCUCAAACAGGGCUAAAGAACAUACAAUUAUACCUGCAUCUUUUCAAGCAGCCCACUUGAAUCUCAAGUACAUGAGAAGGCAAAAAAAGAAAGAAAGAAAGAAAAGAAUGUAAAAUAAUGAGGAAAAGGGGCUGAUUUUGUCACAGGGAACCCCUCUGACUCAUACAACCAUUUCCAUGCCAUAAGAAAAUUAUACUCACAGUUUCAAACAAAAGUCUUGAGAAUUAACCCAUCCAAUGAACCAACGUCUUCUGAAGAUCCUGUCUCAGAUCUCAGGUCAAUGGAAAGUCUAGAACAGAACUGAAAGUGUAACUAAACGAAGGGUUAUUAUUAAGAUUAUUAAUUGUGACAAGAAAAUCCAUUAAAGAGAAACACCUUUGUUAAGUUCAUGAAGGACAUCAUUAUAAUUAACAGCAAGCUCCAGGUCUUUGUUGGUACAUGUAUGACAUGAAGCUGUAUGCUGACUGCAGAAAGUGUACAGCUGAUGUAAUUAUCAGCAGGACAUUAUUUAAAAACUCAACCCCAUUUUUAUUUAAUCGUAAUAUGAAGCAAUUCGUUAUGUUCUCACGCUGUGAUGUGAAUUUAGGUGCUCCAUUAUAGCACCGGUGUGUAAGAUUUUAAAGUUUCAUACUUGAUGCUGCCAUCAGAAACAACUAUGUGGCUGACAGUAAUGCAAAACAGUAAAGUUGUGAGCAAAACAAUGAGCUGAAAGAUUGUAAAACACUCAGACGAGUGAUAAUUCUGUGUUGGUUCGCCACUACAUGCAACCACCUUUACAUUACAUAUAUCCCUUUGAUCCAGUGUGACGUGAAAUAAUCAGCGCAGCUUUAAAUUACACUGAUGCUGCAGUAUUGUUGAUACUUCUGUAUGGUGGGUUAAGAGUAAUAGCAUUAUUCUUGCUUUUCAUUGCUUGUUUUAUCAUUUCACCUUUCAAGAUUUAUCUGGCCUUUUCAUUUUUUCUGUUUGAUGGUUUCUUUGUUUUAGACAUUUAUGUCUGUUAUUCACUUCCGAUACUGACUGACUUCUACUGCCAGAAGAGGAAUACUCAUUUGUAUGUAUUUCUUCCGGUGUAUUUGUGCGUGUGCAUGAACAUUAAAAGUAGAUUUUCCAGUUCUCAUUAAAAGAAGUAUGCAGCAGGUUUUUUGAGAAACAUCAUAUUCAUUAUUGGAUACAAAUAUAAUUUUAUGAUACAAAAAUAUAAUGUGACAGUCCUGUACGUGAUAUAGUUGUUCACAUUCCUUAAGUUGACAUGUCAUGACAGCUCCAAAAAUGCAUUUAUGUGUGCAGGAUACGUGUAAAUAAAACUAUGUAGGUUAUAAUGACAUAAAAGUUAGUUAGAAUUCUGAAAAUGAGACUGUGGCGACUCUUCGUUUCACCUCACUGCAUUCAGUGCCAGAUCCAAACCACAGAGUGAGAAGAAAAUAUUACACCACUUACCAUCACAUGCAAAUUUGACUUUAUGAAUGAGGCACAGACAUUAAACCCUGAUGCAGCUGCAUUCCAUAGCGGUUACAUAAGAAACAAGAUCCAGGAUCAGCAUGCUGCUACUAGAAGAUAAUUAUUGGCCCUUAUCCAAUCCUAAAGGAUAUUAAAACAGCAGUGGCCUGUGAUGAUGUCUGCCUGGAUCAGCUUCGUCACACAAACAUCAGGACAUGAACAUCGUAGAGACCUUGGCCUAUUGAGUCAAGAAGAGGAAGACUGUUGUUAAUCGACUUUCAUGAUGAAGAUUGUGGCUUGCUUUAUCCUCCUUGUCUCCGCAGUAGUUCACGCAGGUGUGCUGAGACACGGCCAAACUUGCCCGCAGGUUUGCGAUGCCUCUCAGUGCCCUGUCCCGGCGCAGGCCUGUUACUACGGGAAAGUGAGGGACAGGUGCAGCUGCUGCGCAGUGUGCGCAGCUGGGGAAGGUGAAGUGUGUGGUGGUGAGCUCUCCUGUGGCGACGGGCUGCGGUGCGACUCUGCCCGGGGGAAGCCCGGGGUGCUGUUCAGCACCUGCGUGUGUGCCUCCUCUGGCCCGGUGUGUGGCAGCGAUGGCAGGACUUACCCCAGCAUGUGCCGCCUGAAAGCAGAGAACAGGAGAGCCGAGCUCGGAGAAGGACCACGGGUCAUUUUCAUCCAGAGGGGUUGGUGUGAUUCCGGAAUGCAACAUCCGGGAAGUAUGCGCUACAAGUUCAAUUUCAUUGCAGAUGUGGUGGAUAAGAUUGUCCCAGCUGUGGUGCAUCUGGAGCUUUUCCAAAGACUGCCAUUUUCCAGUGAGGAGCUCCCUGUGUCGAGUGGCUCUGGGUUUGUAGUGUCAGAGGAUGGCUGGAUCAUCACCAAUGCUCACGUACUCACCAACAAGCAGCGGAUAAAAGUUCAGCUGAAAAGUGGUUCACAGUACGAUGCUACAGUCAAGGACGUGGACCAGAAAAUUGAUGUUGCACUCAUCAAAAUCGAACCAGAUAGUCCCCUGCCAGCGCUUCGUCUCGGUCAGUCGUCAGACCUGCGCCCUGGAGAGUUUGUGGUGGCGGUGGGAAGCCCUUUCUCCCUACAGAACACCGUCACCACUGGGAUUAUCAGCACUGCUCAGCGCAACGGUCUAGAGUUGGGCUUUAAGGACUCUGACAUGGAGUACAUCCAAACUGACGCCAUCAUUAAUUACGGCAACUCUGGUGGACCGCUGGUCAACUUGGAUGGAGAUGUAAUUGGCAUAAAUACAUUAAAAGUGGCAGCAGGAAUCUCUUUUGCCAUCCCUGCAGACAGAAUACGUCAGUUCCUGGCUGAGUCAUACAACAGACAAAUCACUGGAAACAGAGCACAAAAAAAGAAAUACCUCGGUGUCCGGAUGCUGCAGCUUUCACCUUCUUUGAUCCAAGAGCUCAAGGAGCAUGAGGGUAACUUUCCAGAUGUGAGCUCUGGGGUUUACGUUUAUGAGGUGAUACCUGAAACAGCUGCAGCCAGUGCUGGCAUGAUUAAUCAUGACGUUAUCAUCAGCAUCAACGGGCAAGCAAUUCACACCACAGAUGAAGUGAGCGAAGCUGUCCAGAGCAGCACUGCGCUUUCAGUGGUGGUUAGACGGAAGGAUCAGGACGUGUGGCUGACGAUCAUUCCUGAAGCAACUGACUGAUACCACUGACUGCAAAUCUCAGCCAUUAAAGAAAAACUUACCACGCCACUGGUAAAAUGGUUCUUAGCGGUAUGCUCUGUAUGGUUUUAGUAGUUAGACGCAAGUUACAAGAAAACAUUUUACCCCAUUUUGUCAGCUCCUCAGAAUGAAGAGCAAGACCUUCUUUGUGUGUUGUAGAGACACCAUUUUUUUCAACAAUAAAAGAGGACGAAAUCUAGAAGCAAAUUCCUAUACCCAUGACAUGAUGCAACAAGACACAUCAUGUUUUCACUGAACAAGGGCCCUUUCAGACACAACCCAACAACGAUAAUGUCUUGUGCUGCAUCAUGACAGCUUUUUGCUUUGUCGAGCGAAGCAGCUCACCACACUGCUCAGCAAGCUUGUACCCAAAGUUGAAAUAAGUUGAACUUUGGCUGCAAUGCAAGCACAGCUAUCCUAUAAUGUUGUGUCUGAAGGGGACUUGAGGCAACAAACUACAGUUGUAAACGCACCGCAAUGUUCACAGAUCAUGAUAACAUGCCAGUACAACUUGUUUUUUGUUUUUGUUGUUAUGUUGUUGUUUUUUUGGGGGGGCGAGGGUUGUAAUGAAAGCUGAAAUGAAUGACAGAAUUGAAAUUACACAAAAACAGGUGUGUACACCAAAGAAAUUAACUGUACCAUUUGUCACAAAAACUCCUAGUAUGGUGGUAAGAGGAGCUCCAUCUGUGGGUCACAGAAACAUGACAUUUCCACAUCAUCUUAUAUUCCAAGGACAAUGUCCUGAUUACUCUGGUUAGGCCUCACUGUGAUGCAGUUGACAAUGUGUUCUGUGGAUUAUCCAGACUAAUGAGAACAUUUUGCCUCACGCAAGAACACCUUCAUAUUCUUAUCAUUAAGUCACUUAGAGUGUGAUGUUUGUUCAUAUAGGUCUUCCAAGAUUUUUUAACUAGACGUUGUGGCAAAAUACUCAAUUUCAAAACAAUGAAUAACUCCUGUUCAUUCAAGAAUCAAGAGUCUUUAUUGUCAUUAUGCAAGCAUAACAAAAUUUUGUGCAGAUCAGCUUAAAAGCACACUUAUAAAUAGCACUGUUUGUACCGCUUUCCUGAUGGAAGUGGUACAA